CGCUGCCGGCUGCGGGCCUCCCCGGCCGAGCUGUUUGUCAGCAGCCCGGGUGACCCAGAUCCCCGGCACCCCCGCGCUUGGCCCCCGCCUUGCAGGCCACGGGCGGGCCCGGAGCGGAACGAAGGCCACGCGGGGCGUUCAGACGUGAGCCCUGGGUCCACUUUGGUCCGCUGGCCGACCCCAUCCCGAGGGAGGGACCGAGAUCGGACGUGCCGCGGAGCGGCGAUCCGGGGAAGCCGGCGUGGGGACCGUGGUGCGCAGUGGGGAGCGACAGGAGAGUUGGGCCUGACUCCUCUGCAGGGGCGACUCGCCUGCGUGUGGCCGCGGUCACGUGUGAUUUAUGUCGAGUAUGGCUCACUUGCGAAGACUGAUUCACAUGGAUGAUUCACAAGUAGGGAAUGCGGGUGCCCCGUGCCCAGGCCUGGCUGAGAGGAGGAAAGGGUUUCGGGGCAAGUUGGGGGGUGGGCGGACCAGGGCCCCAGGGUCUCAGCGGCCCCUAACCGGGAGCAGGGCAGUGUCCCAGUCACACAGGUGUCACCUGCUCCUCGUCUCCCUCUCAGCCCCUGGUCCCUCCCUUCCCGCUGGGACUCGGACUCCUGAUAUCCAUCUGGGUGAGCCCUGUCCUGCCAGCCAGAGAGACCGGCUGUGCCAGAGGCAAGCAAACAACUAUUAGGGUGGGGAGAGGGAGCCCGCAGUGAGCCGGGACAGAGACCGGGAGCUUCGCGGGAGAGAGGCGGGCGAGCCCCAGAGCAUCCCAGAGAGAGCGGGGCCUUCCCUGGGAGGCCUACCUGCCCGGGCCGAGCCCCCCCACUCAGGAGCUCCGCAGGCCGACAGCUCAGCCCCGCCCCGCCCCCGCCCCUCCCCCCGGCCCCCUGCGCCAAGGCGGGCUGCUGCUGUGGUCACCGCUGCCGGGGCAUCCCUCUUUCCUUCCCGCCAUGGCCGUGUACCGCGUGUGUGUGACCACGGGUCCCUACCUGAGGGCCGGCACGCUGGACAACAUCUCUGUCACUCUGGUGGGCACCUGUGGUGAGAGCCCCAAGCAGCUGCUGGAUCGCUUGGGCAGGGACUUCGCCCCUGGGUCUGUGCAGAAGUACAAGGUGCGCUGCUCAGCGGAGCUGGGCGAGGUCUUGCUGCUGCGUCUACACAAGGAGCGCUACGCUUUCUUCCCCAAGGACUCUUGGUACUGCAGCUGCAUCUGCGUCACGGCCCCCGAUGGCACCCGUUCCCACUUCCCCUGCUAUCAGUGGAUUGAGGGCUACUGCACCAUAGAGCUGCGACCAGGAACAGCAAAAACUAUUUGUCAGGACUCCCUUCCCCUUCUUCUGGACCACAGGAAACGGGAGCUCCAGGGCCGACAGGAAUGUUACCGCUGGAAAGUUUACGCCCCCGGCUUCCCCGGCAUGAUAGACGUCAGCAGCUUUGAGGAGAUGGAGACAGACAAGAAGUUUGCCUUGACCAAGAUGACGCCUCGGGCAGACCCAGGGGACAGCAGUGGGAAUCGGUACUUGCCUGGCUUCCCCAUGAAGAUUGACUUCCCGUCCCUGAUGCACAUGGAACCCAACAUUCGCUACUCAGCCACCAAGACGGCCUCUCUGCUCUUCAACGCCAUCCCCGCGUCUGUGGGCAUGAAGCUCCGUGGGCUGCUGGACCGCAAGGGCUCCUGGAAGAAGCUGGACGACAUCCGGAAUAUCUUCUGGUGCCACAAGACGGUGAUUUCAGAGUACGUUAUGGAGCACUGGUGCGAGGACCCCUUCUUCGGGUACCAGUACCUGAACGGCGUCAAUCCCGUCAUGCUCCACUGCCUCUCCAGCUUGCCCAACAAGCUGCCCAUCACCAAUGACAUGGUGGCCCCUUUGCUGGGACCUGACACCUGCCUGCAGACGGAACUAGAGAGGGGCAACAUCUUCCUAGCGGACUACUGGAUCCUGGCGGAGGCCCCGGUCCACUGCCUCAACGGCCGCCCCCAGUACGUGGCCGCCCCGCUCUGCCUGCUAUGGCUCAACCCGCAGGGGGCGCUGGUGCCCCUGGCCAUCCAGCUCAGCCAGACCCCCGGGCCGGAAAGCCCCAUCUUUCUGCCCACUGACUCUUACUGGGACUGGCUGCUGGCCAAGACGUGGGUGCGCAACUCCGAGUUCCUGGUGCACGAGAACAACACACACUUUUUGUGCACGCAUUUGCUGUGCGAGGCCUUCGCCAUGGCCACGCUGCGUCAGCUGCCGCUCUGCCAUCCUAUCUACAAGCUCCUGCUCCCGCACACUCGCUACACGCUGCAAGUGAACACCAUCGCGCGGGCCACGCUGCUCAACCCCGAGGGCCUUGUGGACAAGGUCACCUCGGUCGGGAGGCAAGGCCUCCUCUACCUCAUGAGCACCGCUCUGGCCCACUUCACCUACACCGAUUUCUGCCUUCCGGACAGCUUGCGGGCCCGCGGCGUCCUGGCCAUCCCCAACUACCAUUACCGGGACGACGGCCUGAGGAUCUGGGCGGCCAUUGAGAGCUUCGUCUCCGAAAUCGUGGGCUACUAUUAUCUCAGUGAUGCAUCUGUGCAGCAGGACUCGGAGCUGCAGGCCUGGGUCGGCGAGAUUUUUGCUUGGGCGUUCCUGGGCCGGGAAAGCUCAGGCUUCCCACGCCGGCUGUGCACUCCAGGAGAGCUGGUGAAGUUCCUCACUGCAAUCAUCUUCAACUGCUCCGCCCAGCACGCCGCUGUCAACAGUGGGCAGUACUGGGAUGGCAGGGCGAGAUCAGGGAUGAGGAAGGAGCUGGUUCUCCCACUCUGGCCAGCUGACUCAACUGGGGUGGGGUCUCUACAGCAUGACUUUGGGGCCUGGAUGCCCAACACCCCGUCAUCCAUGAGGCAGCCCCCACCACAGACCAAGGGGACCGCCACCCUGAAGAGUUACCUAGACACCCUCCCAGAAGUGAAUGUCACCUGUAACAACCUUCUCCUCUUCUGGUUGGUCAGCCAGGAGCCCAAAGACCAGCGGCCCCUGGGCACCUACCCGGAUGAGCACUUCACGGAGGAGGCCCCUCAGCGAAGCAUCGCCGCCUUCCAGAACCGCCUGGCCCAGAUUUCACGGGAGAUCCGGGAGCGGAACCAGGGUCUGGAGCUGCCCUACGCCUACCUGGACCCUCCCCUCAUCGAGAACAGUGUCUCCAUUUGACCCACUCCUCCUACUGCCCUGGAAAAAGGCUCCAGCUCAAGGACAUGAGGAGGGCCGGCAUGUCAGGGUCCCCUCUGUUCCCACUCAGCUGGAGCCUUCUCUGCACCUGGGGACCUCCCCCCCCAGGGUGGCUCUAGCCUCCUACGGGUGGGCCCUGAGCAGUGGGGGACCCGUAGAGCAGCGUCCAGGGUGAGAAGCCGCUGCCUAACAUCAAACGCACAGCAGGUCCUUCAAGAGGAAGGAACCCCAUCACCCCUUUCUCUACUUGGGCAGCCUCCUAAUUUCCCUCUCCUGUGAAAACCUACCUCCUCCCAUUGGGAAACCCACAAGGACUCUGAGCUCCCCUUUCCCGUCCUCCCCUGUCCCCAAACCCUUCCUCUUGCCUUGUUGCUUUGUUUCCGCUUUCCUCCAAGCCUAGGACCACCCAGUCUAACUUCCCUCUUUGGCAGAGCCUGGAAAAUGGGCAAGAAAAGAUGUGUGGCCUGGGUCUGCCCCAUGGUCCCCGUUGACAUCAGCAUCUUUAAAGGGAGGGUUAGGAUUACAGCCCAGCUUCCUUGGACCUCUAGCUGCAGGCCUCCGGGAGCUUGGGUGUAUGGGGGGACCCUCUCCAGCCCUUGUCCUGUCUCCUCCCUCCUGUUUUCCUGUUCUUGAGCCCAAUGAAUUCAAUAAAAUCCAACAUA
Zalophus californianus (California sea lion) is the source of this 3841-nucleotide messenger RNA. RefSeq names its product arachidonate lipoxygenase 3 (gene ALOXE3). Gene Ontology annotation, molecular function: protein binding; oxidoreductase activity, acting on single donors with incorporation of molecular oxygen, incorporation of two atoms of oxygen; iron ion binding. The record is from RefSeq and is a predicted model, not a curated record. The transcript is spliced from 15 exons. Gene Ontology annotation, biological process: lipid oxidation; linoleic acid metabolic process. The coding region runs from base 936 to 3161 and encodes 741 amino acids. NCBI's taxonomy places the organism in Eukaryota, Metazoa, Chordata, Mammalia, Carnivora, Otariidae.